Messenger RNA from Silurus meridionalis, 1378 nucleotides. RefSeq names its product glutamine amidotransferase class 1 domain containing 3 (gene gatd3). Lineage: Eukaryota; Metazoa; Chordata; Actinopteri; Siluriformes; Siluridae. The transcript is spliced from 7 exons. Gene Ontology annotation, cellular component: mitochondrion. Bases 326 to 1123 code for a protein of 265 amino acids. The record is from RefSeq and is a predicted model, not a curated record.
GAAGUUUUUUACCGUAAUAUUUAGAUGAUAUGGACAGCGGCUAGGCUUCAUACCGUAGACAUUGUUGUUUAUGUAAAGUAAUACGUUUCUAGUCGGUGUUUUACGUUCGAAAUAUAUAAAUAUGUAUUUUUAAAUGCGUUCUAACUCGAGUGUUGCACUUUUGACUGCGGAUUCGGUGCACACGUGUUUUUGCGCUGAUAAUCCGGACAUUAAUUCUGCUGGGUGGAUCACAGCUGAUCUCUUAUAGGCUCGUGUGACCUUUUUUAAGAAGCGUGCUUGAAGUUUCCCUUUACGACCUUGAAUAUUGUUAUUAUUAUUAUCAAAGAUGUUGGCGGUGCGCUCCCUGAUCCUCAGACCUUGCUCCUAUCUGCUGAAGCCUCCAGUAGGUCUCCUUGCUCAGCCAGGAGCUUUGAGCUUCCUUCACACCAGUGCCAAAUGCAACAACGCCAAAGUAGCAGUGGUGCUGUCUGGAUGCGGAGUAUAUGAUGGUACAGAGAUCCAUGAGGCAUCAGCAAUCCUGGUGCAUCUGAGUCGUGGCGGUGCUGAGGUCCAGAUGUAUGCUCCUGAUGUGGCACAGAUGCAUGUUAUAGACCACAGCAAGGGGCAGCCUUCAGAGGAGUCCAGGAACGUGCUUAUUGAGUCGGCACGCAUCGCCAGGGGAAACAUUACUGACCUGGCUAAGCUGAGUGCCAGUAACCAUGAUGCAGUCAUCUUCCCUGGAGGCUUUGGUGCUGCGAAAAACCUGUCAACAUUUGCAGUCGAUGGAAGCAACUGUGCAGUGAAUACAGAUGUGGAACGUGUUUUGAAGGACUUCCAUAAAGCAGGCAAGCCAAUCGGGUUAUGCUGUAUCUCUCCGGUGCUGGCUGCAAAGGUCCUCCAUGGGGUAGAAGUGACCGUGGGCCAUGAGGAAGAGGAGGGGGGAAAGUGGCCAUAUGCUGGCACUGCUCAGGCCAUCACGGCAUUCGGGGCCAAACACAAAGUCAAGGAUGUCACCGAGGCUCAUGUUGACCCUAAGAACAAGGUAGUGACCUCUCCUGCAUUCAUGUGUGACACGCAGCUGCACCUGAUCUUUGACGGGAUUGGUUCUAUGGUCAGAGAUGUCCUGAAGCUGACUGGGAAAUAAGUGCCCAACGAAUUUCUUCAAAAAGCUGAGAUUACACUGAGACACACAAACAUAUAGUAUAUACUACAUGCAUCUUAAUUUUUUUUUGUGAAAGAACAAGCAAAAGCAUUAUAAUCAUUUUAAUGAAUUUCACUUUUGGUUGUUAAAACUGCAGUUGAAAUGCUGACUACAAAUUAUGCCUAAUUAUCAGUAAAGCCUUACUUGACCCCUAGAGAACCCCGGCAUGAUUAAAGUGACAGACAUGAUCAACCAAAA